AUGCCUUCUAUUACCUCUACCCUUCAAGCAGUAUGCUGCAUUCUCGCACUUUCGAGCAAAUCAACCAACGCUCUCUCUAUUGGAGAGAAAACGGAUGAACUCGUCAAGAUAGAGGCGCGCCAAGGGAUCACUCUGUACCCUUGUCUGAAUUCAGGCACAGUUACAGCUUCCAAAGCAGAGAUGAUUGAUGCAGCAUCCAAACUCAAUCUUGGCUCAGCACCCUGGAACCCCACCUGUACAGGAACUGGUGAGCCAGCUGCUCAGUGCAGUCUUUGCCAAGCGCGUGCAUAUUCUCUGUACGGUGCUGCGCUUGUUGGUUGCACAGCAGGCUCAGUCUGGUGUGAAUGGGGCUUCCCAAUCCGCGAUGCUGUUUGCAUUGCUGCUGCUACUUUUACGCUGUGGUCUGCGAGUCAAGCUUGCUACUGUGCUCAUUGCGACUGCUCUGACUCAGUUUCCCGUGCAAAGGGAAACAUUCAUGGCGCGCCUCAGCUAUCGAUUGGAGGUGCUGAAUUCUCAAUCACACCCCUAGUAGGAUUUGCCAAUGGUGAUCCUAUUGGGAGGCCGACCAAGAACAGUAACAUCUUUGGUACAACGCUCAAUUGCCCAAGCCGUGGCUGUAGGUAA
Molecule: messenger RNA, 624 nt
Organism: Exserohilum turcica Et28A
Lineage: Eukaryota; Fungi; Ascomycota; Dothideomycetes; Pleosporales; Pleosporaceae
Exons: 1
Coding region: 1-624 (207 amino acids)
Source: RefSeq, a predicted model, not a curated record